GCUGAGUGUUGUUCAGACCACCUCCACUGCUGCUUUGAGGCGACUGUUUGUGAUCUGGUUCACUCAAAGUGUGUUAAUAAGACAGUUUCUCUGCCCUGGAUGAGACGACUUCCUGCCAAACAGGCCCUACUCGUCCCUCGGGUAGCUGUAACAAAGAUCGAGGAGGGGGUGAAAGCCAUCACUUGUCCGGACGAGGUGUCUGAAUGUCCCGAUGACACCACGUGCUGCCAGCUUCCCGACGACUCCUGGGGCUGCUGUCCGUUAGCUAAGGCGGUGUGUUGUGAGGAUAAACGCCACUGUUGCCCUGAGAACACAAAGUGUGAUAUUGCUCACUCAAAGUGUCAGUCUUCCUCACUGGAGUCCUUCCCCAUGCUAGAGAAACUGCCCGCCAGGAGGAGGAAGAAUAAUCCAGCUCCUGUGGCCGAUGCAGUGACAUGUCCUGAUGGAAAAAGCAGCUGCCCAGAAAGUUAUACGUGUUGCCAGCUUCCCUCCGGAGACUACGGCUGCUGCCCCUACCCACAGGCGAGUUGCUGCAGCGAUCAUCUCCACUGUUGCCCUAGCAACACAAUAUGUGACCUGGAGCAUGGGGUCUGCCAGUCUGGUGAGACGAGCGUUCCCAUGCUGAAGAAGAUUGCUGCUGUACCUAAGGACGUUCCAUGUGAAGACCAGAUGUCGUCUUGUCCUGACCAGACCACAUGCUGCAUGGUGACCAACGGCACAUAUGGCUGCUGUCCUAUGCCUGAUGCUGUCUGCUGCGCAGAUCACAUCCACUGUUGUCCUGAAGGCACUGCCUGUGACCUGGUCCACAGCGCCUGUGUGGAGGCCUGGGGAGAGAGCACCCUGUCCCUGAAGAUCACCGCUGCUGGGACACCGCUGGUGGAAGUCCAGAGCAAAGUCGGUGCUGUUCCCUGCAACAGCUCUGUGGCCUGCGCUGAGGGGUCCACCUGCUGCAAAUCGUCAGAGGGAGGAUGGGCCUGUUGUCCGUUACCUAAGGCCACGUGCUGUGAGGACCACCUGCACUGCUGUCCCCACGGCACCGUCUGUAACCUGGCAGCCUCCACGUGUGACGACCCGUCUGGCGGCACCCUGAUGCCCUGGCUCAGCAAACUGCCCGUCUUCCCCUUAGUGAGCGACAACAGCAAAUGUGACAAGUCAACAUCAUGUCCUGGAAAAUCCACUUGCUGCAAGACGGAGGCUGGAGGCUGGGCCUGCUGCCCGCUGACGGAGGCCACGUGCUGUGAGGACCACCUCCACUGCUGCCCUCACGGCACAGUCUGCAACCUGGAGGCUGAAACCUGCGACGGCCCUGCGGGGGCCGCACCCCCCCUCCACUGGGUGGAGAGGGUCCCGGCUCUGACCUCUGAGGUUGAGGCGGAGAAAUGUGACAAGCAGACCAUGUGUCCAGGAGGCACCACCUGCUGUAAGAACUACUCCGGGCAGUGGGCCUGCUGCCCCUUACCUCAGGCCGUGUGCUGUAACGAUCAUGAGCACUGCUGCCCUAAAGGCUACAAAUGUAACGUGGCAGAGCAGACGUGUGAUAAGCCCGGCGCCCUCAACCUGCCCUGGCUGCAGAAGACCCCCGCCCUGCAGAGGGAGCCCAGCCGGGCCGUUUCCGGUUCAUCUCCGUCCGCCAGGAACAUGUGUGACGCUCAGACCAGCUGCCCCAAAGACACCACCUGCUGCUUCAUGGACCGGACAGACAAGUGGGGCUGCUGCCCUCUGCCGCAGGCGGUUUGCUGUGCGGACCAGGAGCACUGCUGUCCUCAGGGCUACUCCUGCAACAUGCAGACUGGAACAUGUGAGAAGAAGAACCACAACGUGCUCAUCCUCACCCUCCCUCAGAGCAAAGUGGUACAGUCCGAGCCCAGACACCCAGAGGACGACGCAAACGUACCAUGUGACAGCACGGGGGAGUUCCACUGCCCAAAGCAGGACACGUGCUGUAAAGUGUCCAACUCAGCGUGGGCCUGCUGCCCCUCAGCCAGGGCGGAGUGCUGCGCUGACUCCAAGCACUGCUGUCCUGCGGGUUUCUUGUGUGACCUGAAGGAUGGAGGCUGCGUCCCCCACACCCAGCUGACCUGGGACUUUUUGAUCAGGAACAGAAAGAAAGACUUUGUUCCACAUGGACUUUAAUGCCACACAAAGGCGCACUGAUCUUCUUCAUCUACUGCUCAUGCUGUCAUGGGCAACACUUCCUGUUUUCUUAUUCAAUUAGGUGUAUUUAUUACCAACUGUGUGCACUCCCGGGUUUUUUUUUUUUUGUGUGGGUGCGGAAAUUUUAAAAUGAAGUAGAAGUGGGGAGUCCUUUUAAUGUUUUUCACCCGGCAGAAAACAUUCACUUUCUGGAAUUCAACAUUUUAAUGUGACUAUAACAACAAGCAACGUGAGGCUUCACUGUCUCUUUUAAGGAUAAUGUUGCUGUUAUUCUGUAUUUAUCUUAUUGUCAGAAAAUCCCAUGCAAAGAUCAAAAACAACAACAUGUUAAUCCGUCUCAACUGAUUUCUACUGAAAGGGAUUCAGAAAAUUUAAAAAAUAGUUUCAGAUGCCAGGAAGAUAAAGUUGGACAUGCUGUUUUUAUUUGACUGUUUAGAAACGUACCUUUUUACAUUCUGAUCCAGCUGUGAUUCCUCACAUAAACAAGCCUUGAUUUUGUUUAGAAAAUGUCUAGCUAGUGAAAACAUGCCACUUUCUUUUUGUACUAAUUAAAUAAAAUACAGAUGGAUAAAGGUUA
Notothenia coriiceps (black rockcod) is the source of this 2731-nucleotide messenger RNA. It is a transcript of the gene grnb, whose product is annotated as granulin b. The record is from RefSeq and is a predicted model, not a curated record. Lineage: Eukaryota; Metazoa; Chordata; Actinopteri; Perciformes; Nototheniidae. The coding region runs from base 100 to 2133 and encodes 677 amino acids. The transcript is spliced from 13 exons. Gene Ontology annotation, cellular component: extracellular region.